UGUCGCGGCGUGACGUCGGUGGUGCCCAUGGCAGAGGGCAGAGGACGGGGCGGAGGGGCGUGAUGGCAUCGUCGGUGGUGCGGGCCACGGUGCGCGCGGUUAGCAAGAGGAAGAUCCAGGCCACCCGCGCCGCCCUCACCCUGACCCCAUCAGCCGUCCAGAAGAUAAAACAACUUCUUAAAGACCAGCCUGAGCAUGUAGGUGUGAAAGUAGGUGUUCGUACAAGGGGAUGCAAUGGACUUUCUUAUACGCUAGAAUAUACAAAGUCUAAAGGAGACUCUGAUGAAGAAGUAGUUCAAGAUGGGGUUAGAGUGUUUAUUGAGAAGAAAGCACAGCUGACACUUCUAGGAACUGAAAUGGACUAUGUAGAAGAUAAAUUGUCCAGUGAGUUUGUCUUCAAUAAUCCAAACAUUAAAGGAACAUGUGGCUGUGGAGAAAGCUUUAACAUCUGAAAUCUCAGGACUACUUCUUUGACUUUAAACAUCACAGGACACUUGCUUUUUGGCUUUCAGAAGUAGAUCAGUUUUCUUCAGAUCUAGGGUGUGUGAAGUCUGGACACCACUAAGAAAAAUGAAAUUGAGUCGUGUUGAGUAUGUAAAUUGUAUGUUAAAUUGCAGCACUGAUGUAUUUAUGCUGUAACUUGUGAUGAGUUGGAAUCUAUAAGGUAAGAACAGUAAGUGCUAUCGUAAUGUCACUGUGCUUUUACAUGCCAAGGAAAUAAAACACUGCUGUUCGUUUCCUUUGCAGUUUUCUUUGUUCACUCAGCUCAUUCCCCAUCCAAAACUGAUGCAAUUUGCAAAAGUAUGUUGCCAGUAUUCUGGCUUGAUUUAGGGGAGGAAAAAAAAAAAUCACCACUUAUAGGUGUUUUAUAUACACGGGCAUACAGUCUUCAGCUUAUAAGUUCACUGAUUAUGUAAAUGCUUACUUUCCUUUCUUAGAUUUCUGAUACUUUCAUGUUUUUGUGUGUAGGUUUUCUGGAACUUACUUUCCUCUAAAUCCAGGGAAGUCCAAAAAGAAGUUUGUAUAUUAGUGUAGUGGUAGGCUGUUGUAGUACUGCUUGUAGAAAUAAUUAAAAAUGUGCUAACCAAAUUUUAAUCCCAUUCCUUGCCUAGUUGAAGUCACAGCCUAUGUUGUACUUAGUGAUUUUCAAAAACAUAAAAUAUAUUCAGGUACUGGAAUGCUGAAGCAGGAUACAGCCCUUGUUCCUCACAUUUCUGUUGUUUAUCUUUUGUGGCUUAAAUUGCAGAGGUGUUAAAACUCAAAAUUUUGAUUCUGUGUUCACAGAGUAUGUUUGUAUUCUCACCAUGCUAUCUGUCUACCAAAGCCAUAAGCUGCUUUUUCUGCAAGAGGAAUCUUCUAACUUUUUUUUUUUAACCAGGUGUGCUGCUGGUUCUGUUAGAACUCUAAACUCUGCUUAGUAACUAUGCAGCACUAGAAUUUUUCACUUUAAAAGCUUACAGUAACUUGUAUGUAACAGCUAGCCAAGGGUUAAUUUAGUUACAGGAAACUGUUUAUCAUUUAAAAAAAAAAAAGCUUUUAUUGAGUAAUUGUUUUAAAAAUAAUUGUCAGUAAUUAAAAAUAUAUAUAUAUAUAUCAGAUUAUUCCUAGUCAGAUAAUUCCCUUUUUGAAGCAGUGUUUUUCAAGCUGAUGAUCUUCCACUGGAAAUCAGGCAGAAGUGUAAGCUUUUCUCCAGUCCUUCCCAAAGCUGAUAGGAGAAAAGUACAGGUCCAUCCUCUUAUCUCUAAUUUCCCUGAUUGAAGAGGGCACUGUGCAGCUAAGUUAUUCCCUUUGGUAGACAAGACAGUAACUUGUUAAUCGGGGAAACUAACCUCAACACUUAGUCAAAAGACUGGGAAUAGAAAGUGGAGGAUUCUGGGGACUGGGCUCUUAGCAUCGUGUACGCUUGCCUGUGAACAACUUGUCAGUUGUGGCAUGCUACAGAUGUAGAAUUGCAGCCAGUUAAUCUGGCUUGAGAAAAUAUGUAGAGGCAAGAAUUAAAAUGAAAAACUUAAAUCAUUCUUGGUAUGUACGGCGUAGUAAUUGGAGGCCAGAAUUUCCAGAGCUAUGGUUUAAUAUUAGAUGCUUGAAUUUUAGUUGUAUACUGUGUCAUCUUCUGAUAUAAAAACUCUUUUUAAUAGUCAACUAUUAUACACAGUUACUUUUCUCCUGAAUUACUUUAUGAAAUAACUGGUGUAACACUGGUUAGGUGAAUUUAUAGUGCCGUAAAUCCUUUCAUCUUGCCAAACAAAAAUCUGGUUAAUGUGAUAGUAUGUCUAAAACUCCAAGCUAAGGGUGUUUCUUCAGAUUACGUUUCUGUGCUCCUUGCUAGCAGAUAUGACUAUGAAUGUAGUAACACUGGCGUUUGCUAAGAGUGCUUUGACUUUACUUGUUUCACUUGUUUUGGUGUGCAUUUGGUUUUGGGGAUGUUUUUGGACCUGUGCACACACAUUAAUCUUCUUCAUGUGUUUCGUGUAUAUGCCUCGAAUGGAAAUUUGCUUUUUCAUACUCUCAUGAAAUAAUCUUUUAAAACGUGUUAAUUUACUGACACAUAACGCACAGUCUGUUAAAAUAAGCUUCUGCUUAUGUGCUAUUUACUGUUAUGUAGGCACAUGGUUUUGUCAGUUGAUACAAUUUUGUGCAAUACUGUAUGUAGAGUUCUGAGUUACAAUAAUAAAUAUUUGCCUGUUGGUAAAUGUGAAA
This is a messenger RNA of Tympanuchus pallidicinctus (lesser prairie-chicken), 2700 nucleotides long. RefSeq names its product iron-sulfur cluster assembly 1 (gene ISCA1). Gene Ontology annotation, biological process: iron-sulfur cluster assembly. Lineage: Eukaryota; Metazoa; Chordata; Aves; Galliformes; Phasianidae. The coding region runs from base 63 to 452 and encodes 129 amino acids. The record is from RefSeq and is a predicted model, not a curated record. The transcript is spliced from 4 exons. Gene Ontology annotation, cellular component: mitochondrion; cytoplasm. Gene Ontology annotation, molecular function: 2 iron, 2 sulfur cluster binding.